Molecule: messenger RNA, 3026 nt
Organism: Vespa velutina
Lineage: Eukaryota; Metazoa; Arthropoda; Insecta; Hymenoptera; Vespidae
Product: tectonic-3-like
Exons: 5
Coding region: 1-2043 (680 amino acids)
Biological process (GO): cilium assembly
Cellular component (GO): ciliary transition zone
Source: RefSeq, a predicted model, not a curated record
AUGCUAAGAAUAUUUCUAUUACUACAUUUCAUUUUUUUAUUUAACAAAUUAGUCUCUUCAGAAAGAAUAGAGGAUAUAAUAACGUGUUUGAAGGGAACAGAAUGCGAUGAAUUUGCGGAUAUUGAUAAUUAUACAGAGACAUACGAGGAAGAUGGUCUUUCAUCAAACAAUUCUCAAAAUGUCACCAUUACAAAUUUUCCUGAAUCUUCUACAUCAAGUAUUAAUUUAAUUAAUACAACUCAAAAUCAACAACCCGAUACAACGACUAUUGCGCCAUCAAUUGUAAUGCAUAAAUUUAAUCCAGAAAUGGAAAAUGAUAGUAUAUACAAAAAACAAUCGGACAUAUGUGAAUGCGAUUUAACUGUGGCAUCGUGCGACAUCAAUUGUUGCUGUGAUAUGGACUGCAAAGAUCAUCAUUUAAAAGUAUUCACUCAUUGUAAAGAUUAUCAUACAGAAUUGUAUGAUAGUCGUUACUGUUACAGUAGAAACUUUAUUGAGAGAAAUAAUACUCCUUUUAUUCUGGAAAAAUUAGCUAAUAAUUUGUUCUGCAUUCUUUACGACAAUCUUCCACCUGUAUACAGUGUUAAUAAUAACUUAGCCAUUAAUAAUCAAAAAGAUUUAUGGAAAGAGAUAAACAAAGACAAACCAAAAUGGAAAUUUGAAUAUCAGCAAAGUAUGUUCAUGUAUAAUAUCACUAGUAUUUAUAAAGAAGGAGAUCUUGUAUGGAAAUUACAAAAUAAUUAUAUAAAACCUUUAGAAUUACUACAAACGGGCUUUACAGGAAAAUGUUCGUUUAAGAAAACAAUUAAAUAUCUCCAUAAAUGGAAAGAUUCUUGUAUGCAAGUUGAAUUAACCGAUACAAACCCAUUCUUGUUUCCUUCAGCGUAUAAUAAUUUUACGAUUAUUAAAUCUUUGGAUUUGUUUAAUCAAACUUACAUUCUUUUGUCUGAUCAAAGCUGUCCAAAGAACGUAUGUUUAUCUCCGAUCAAUCAUUAUUGUAAGAACUCUUGGAAUACUUGUAAUGACAAAGAAAUAUUGGGUUCUUGCACAAAGGGAAUUUGUCAAAAUAUUAUUAAAGGAGUAAAAUAUGUAAUAAGCCAUAAUGGUACUGCAGGUAUAGAUUCUAUUGAUAUACAUUUUCUAAUGGUUAAUAUUUCUCAACAAUUCUAUCAAUCCUUCGAGGUAAGUUACGAAUGGAACGAUCAGAAUGAAAAAACAAUAUUUGAACGUAGUGGUAAUCCUGGUUAUAUUCGUGGAAAACCAUUAAUCAUUGGUACCAUAAUGACAAAUAAAAGUAAUAAUAUAGAAUUUCAUUACAUUAGUUUUAACAAAAGUAAAAGUUUUUUAACAUUGCCAUUAGGAGAACAAAAUCGUGAAUGUAGUCAAAUUAAUAGACAUGUCGUAGCCUUCGGAGAAGACAUCAAAUUGAAAUGUUCUCUGACAUUAAAUACGAUUAAUUUUACUACAACAACUUGUAUAGAAUUGUAUAACAAAACAUUAAGUAUCUUAAUGGAUGAUACUUUGAUUAAUGUAACACAAGCCGAUCGAUAUCCAAUAUAUAUAUCAAAGUUAGGUAAUUUUACAAAUAACGAUACUUCUGCAUGGAUAAAAAUCUUAAUUGAUAGAUUACCUCAGCACGUAAUAACAGGUCAAAUUUUUAAUGAUUGGAUUAAAUGUUCAGGAUUAAUAACUUCUAUAAAAUAUGAUAUAUUAUAUUCCGUAUUAUCUAAACCAGAAAGUUUAACGAAUUAUGAUAUAUUAGGGAUGGGUAUUACAUUUUCCGACGAGAGAGAUUUAUUUUGGUCAAAAUGUAUAAACAAAAAUUGUACAGAUGUGCUUCAAAUCGACAUUACCAGUUUCGUAAACUUUCAUGAUAUAUCUAAGCCAUCCCGAUAUUAUUUCGCAGGUGGUCCAAAUUUAGACCUGACAUUACCCUACGACUUCUUUUAUCCAUUUCUAAAUAACGGAGAUAUAAAAAUAAAACCGUCCAUUAGUUUAAUAUAUAUCGUAGUUAUAGUUUUAUACGUCGUUGAUAUAAUGUAAUAAUAAGUGCACUCUGUGAUUAUAAUAUUUCUCGUUAUUUAUUUACACUAUCUCUCUCUCUCUCUCUCUCUCUAUAUAUAUAUAUAUAUCCAUUGUAUAUCGAAUUAAAGCUAACGUUAUAUUUUGUACGUGCACCAAAAAAAAAAAAAAAAAACAAAAAAAAAAAGAGAAUUGUAAUGUAUGAGACACCAGAACGAAAAUAAUGUAUAAUAAAUAUUUUUGGUAUUUUCAUUAAAAUUAAUAUUUACACGUAACAGCACUAACUUUCGUAAUAAUUCUUCUUCCAAUCGUCAUUUAAUAUCACUUUUGACAAGAUCAUAAAUGUAUUUUACGUUUAUACUAUGAAUAUAUUAACCUAUUCGAUAUAAUAUUGUAUAGUAUAUAGAAUAGAAAAUUUCACGAAGAAAUUAUAUAUUACGAUUCGACCAAUAAAAGAUUAAAUCAUUCUUUAUGCGUUAUUUUACAAUUGGAGAAACUAUUGGAUCAUUUUCAUAGAUUUGCGCCCUCUGGCGUGAUAACUGAUCAUUACAUAGUAAAAGCAGAAACUACAUUAUAUAUAUAUAUAUAUAUAUAUAUAUAUAUAUAGGAAGAAAGAUAAGGAGCGAGUGAGAGAGAAAGAGAUAUAUAUAUAUAUAUAUAUAUAUAAUGACAUAGAGAGAGUAAAAGAUAGAACGAUAAGCGCGCAAAGCAGUUGCGUCGUCAUUGACCAAUCAGAGCUUACGAUCGAUCCCACCUACCAAUCUCAGUGCGGCCAUUCCCUUCACUCGACCGUCAGUACGAACUCGGCAGCCUCGCGGUGCACUGUGGGAGAAUUGGGUUGUGCUUCGGCUGGAUACAAGAUGGCUGACACUUGUUAGCCACCAGUGUAUUUUUGUUCGAUUCAAUGUGCAUUUAAAGUUUUUAAAAGGAAAAAAAAAAGAAAAAAUAAAUAUAUAUAGAAAGAGAGAGAGAGAGAGAGAAAGAGAAAGAGAAAGAGAGAGAGA